Messenger RNA from Ustilaginoidea virens, 3537 nucleotides. RefSeq lists its product as uncharacterized. The coding region runs from base 1 to 3537 and encodes 1178 amino acids. Lineage: Eukaryota; Fungi; Ascomycota; Sordariomycetes; Hypocreales; Clavicipitaceae. The record is from RefSeq and is a predicted model, not a curated record. The transcript has 2 exons. Gene Ontology annotation, molecular function: ATP binding; nucleic acid binding; zinc ion binding.
AUGGAGUCGCGAGCUACGGCAGGGCCUCCUGCAAAGAAGCGGAGGUUCUUUCGAGAUGCAGACGAGGCCUCUGCCGACAGCGGCAGACCAGCCGUCGUCGCCGGCGUGUCCGAGCAGCCCGACAGCCCUGCUGGCAACCUGCGGAAUGACCGUCGUCCCGCUCUCUCCGCGACCCUGGGCAAGUGCGCGGAAAAUGGCAAGCCAAAAGAGCCCCCUGCCGAGGAGCCGUCGCGUGACGAGACUUGCCCGGCCUUUGAUAGGAACUUGUUCGAGAGCCUGGUUGGCGAAAACGUGUGCCACGAGGUGCUCAGCAUCAUCCGCGACACGUGUGGCGACAACCUCGAGGCCGCUGUCAACAUGUACUACGACGGCACCUACAAAAAGCACCAGGCAGAGCAACGACAACAAAAACAACAACCUGCUGGCCAUCCGAGCCAUGGGAAACCGCCGUCAUGCCAGCCCGCGGCGGAUAGGCAGCCAGCCGAGCCCGUCUCGACCAAGACGCGUGGCUCCAUGCCGCGGAAGCGCUACAUCGGCGCCUUUGGCGUGGAAGGCUGGGCCACCCGCAGCGGCACGAACCUCCUGAAGCACGGCGACGUCGUCAAGAUUGAGAGACAGAGGAUCCAGCCCCCGGCCCCCAAACUGAAAGCCAAGCUUGGCGUUUCCAGCAGCACCCCCACGAGGCCGAGCCCCGCCGCGUCGAGGAGGGUCGACGUGAUUGUUCGCUUCACCAACUCGUCCGGGAUGGAGGUUGGCCGGCUGGCCAAAGAAACGGCCAGCUGGGUCUCGACCUUGAUGGAUCAAGACGUGUGCCAUCUCGAGGGAACCUGCGUCUAUGCCCCCGAACGAAUGCGAACCAACGACACCGUGUUUCUGCAGCUGCGGUGUUUUCUGCUGAGGUCGGCCUUUGACAGCCGGCGGCUCGACCUGGCCGAGGAUCGCUCCAGCAGUCUCUUGGACCAGACCGAGACGCAAGAGGAAAAGGAGCUCAGGCUUCGUCAGGUGGCCCUGGUCAGGCUGUUUCAGGAAAUCAAUCUCGAGCCAACGAGGGCCAGCGCGGCGGCCAGGGACGGAAGAAGGGGGCUGCUUCAAGCCGCCGAGAUGGAUGAGCAGAAGCAAAAGGACACGAAACGGGCUCCAGCCGCCGCUGCGGGCAGCGAGUCGGAGCCUGCGCCGCCAACCUCGUCAGACGCCGAGGAAGGCGAGGAACUUGAACAGGACCAGCUGGAUGCCCUGUACAAAAAGGCCCAGUGCUUCGACUUCAACACCCCGGAAGCCGAGCCAGCCGAGAGCUUCGCCAUGACGCUCCGGCCUUACCAGAAGCAGUCGCUCCACUGGAUGAUUGCAAAGGAAAAGGACGACAGGGCCAGCCGCCAGCCGUCCAUGCAUCCACUGUGGGAAGAGUACGAAUGGCCCACCAAGGACGCCGACGAUCAGGCCUUGCCAGAGGUCCAGGGCUUGGCCAGGUUCUACAUGAACCCUUACUCGGGCGAUUUGUCGCUCGACUUGCCCGUCCAGGAGCAGCACUGUCUCGGCGGCGUCCUGGCAGAUGAGAUGGGCUUGGGCAAGACCAUCCAGAUGCUCAGCCUCGUGCACUCGCAUCGACCCGGCGUGGCCCGCGAGGCGGCGCGUGCUCCGCACGGGUCAUCAUCCGCCUCCAACGUCAACCCGUUGACGCGACUGGGUUCCGGUCCGGCGGCGGGCGGCGUCUCGGCCGCGCCUCGCACGACCCUGGUCGUUGCGCCGCUGUCGCUUCUGGCGCAGUGGAGAAGCGAGGCGGAAAGGGCGUCGAAGCAGGGCACCCUGAAGAUUGAGCUCUACUACGGCGGCGAAAAGACGGGCAACCUGCAGGCGCUCUGCAGCAGCUCCAACGCCUCCCAAGCGCCGGACCUCGUCAUCACCAGCUACGGCGUCGUCCUGUCCGAGUUUACGACGCUGGCGGCAGCCAAGAACGGCGGCGGCGGCGGCGGCGGCGGCGGCGGCAGCGACAAGUCGUCCCGCAACGGCCUCUUCUCGCUCAGGUUCUUCCGCGUCAUCCUCGACGAGGCCCACCACAUCAAGAACAGGGCUGCCAAGACGGCCCGAGCCUGCUACGGCAUCUCGGCGGACUGCAGAUGGGUGGUGACGGGCACGCCCAUCGUCAACAAGCUGGAGGACCUGUUCAGCCUGGUGCGCUUCCUGGGCGUGGAGCCCUGGAACAACUUUUCGUUCUGGAGGACCUUUAUCACGGUGCCGUUCGAGACGGGCGACUUCGUCCGGGCGCUGGACGUGGUGCAGACGGUGCUGGAGCCGCUCGUGAUGCGCAGGACCAAGGACAUGAGGACGCCCGACGGGCGGCCGCUCGUGACGCUGCCGCCCAAGCAGAUUGACAUUGUCGAGGUGGAGCUGUCCAAGCCCGAGCGCGACGUGUACGAGCACAUCCACAGCAUGGCCAAGCGCACGCUGUCGAGGAACGUCGAGGCCGGCACCGUCAUGAAGGCCUUUACCACCAUCUUCGCCCAGAUCCUGCGGCUGCGGCAGUCGUGCUGCCACCCGGUGCUGGUGCGCAACCGGGACAUUGUGGCCGACGAGGCCGAGGCCGGGGCGGCCGCCGACGCCGCGUCCGGCCUGGCCGACGACAUGGACCUGGAGGCCCUGGUGGCGCGCUUCACGGCCGCCGCCGCCGCCGACGACGACGACGACAAGGACAAGGACAAGGACAAGGACAACUGUACCUACGGGGCCCACGCGCUCGAGGCGAUCCGCAGCGAGGCCGGCCGCGAGUGCCCGCUGUGCUUCGACGAGCCCAUGAGCGACCAGACCGUCACGGGCUGCUGGCACUCGGCGUGCCGCACGUGCCUCCUCGACUUUAUCAAGCACGAGACGGACCGCGGCGUCACGCCGCGCUGCUUCAGCUGCCGCGAGCCCCUCCGCCCGCGGGACCUCUUCGAAGUGGUCCGCCACCACGACGACGACGGCAGCACCGACGGCGGCGGCGGCGGCGGCAUCAGCCUGCAGCGGCUGGGGCCCAACCACUCGUCCGCCAAGGUGGCCGCCCUGCUGUCCCAGCUGCGCAGCCUGCGCGCCGAGCACCCGCGCGUCAAGUCGGUCGUCUUCUCGCAGUUCACGUCGUUCCUGACGCUCCUCGAGCCCGCCCUGGCGCGCGCCCGCGUCCCCUACCUCCGGCUGGACGGCGCGCUCGCCCAGCGCGCCCGCGCCGCCGUGCUGCAGGCCUUUGCCGACCGCGCCGGCUUCACCGUGCUGCUCGCCAGCCUGCGCGCCGGGGGCGUCGGGCUCAACCUCACCGGCGCGGGGCGCGUCUUCAUGAUGGACCCGUGGUGGAGCUUCGCCAUCGAGGCGCAGGCCAUCGACCGCGUGCACCGGCUGGGGCAGGAGGACCGCGUCGUCGUCAAGCGCUUCAUCGUCCGGGCCAGCGUGGAGGAGAGGAUGCUGCGCAUCCAGGACCGCAAGAAGUUUAUCGCGACGUCGUUGGGCAUGAUGACCGACGAGGAGAAGAAGCUGCAGCGCAUCGAGGACAUCAAGGAGCUGCUUAGCUGA